CUGCGCUACAGCCCCGUCGAUAUGAGUUGCGUGUUUUCCGCCUAACCCCCCCUUUUCACCGCGGCCUGUCGCGCCAACAACAUGCCUCUGGCGAAAGACUUGCUCCACCCGACUGCCGAGGAGGAGAGGAGGCGGCACAAGAAGAAGCGGCUGGUCCAGAGCCCAAACUCUUACUUCAUGGACGUCAAAUGUCCAGGUUGCUAUAAGAUCACCACGGUGUUCAGCCAUGCUCAGACAGUGGUGUUGUGCGUUGGAUGCUCUACAGUGCUUUGCCAACCCACCGGAGGAAAAGCACGCCUGACAGAAGGAUGCUCUUUCAGAAGAAAACAGCAUUAGUCUCUUAUUGACCUGCUUGCAAAGGAUAUGGGAGACUGAUGAAGAGAAACAGGAUUGGCCAAAGGUUUCACAGCACCCAGGAGGAAGUCAAGAUAAAGGCCAUUUUAGAAAAGCCACAUCUGAGCUCAAAUCUGGCUGCAUGUUGGAUUAAGGUCUUGUUCAAACUCAUGACUGCCAACCCUUUUUUUUCUCACUUCAAAUCCUUUAAAUAAAGUGUUUUUUGUUA
Molecule: messenger RNA, 562 nt
Organism: Clarias gariepinus (North African catfish)
Lineage: Eukaryota; Metazoa; Chordata; Actinopteri; Siluriformes; Clariidae
Gene: rps27.2
Product: ribosomal protein S27, isoform 2
Exons: 4
Coding region: 82-336 (84 amino acids)
Biological process (GO): translation; ribosomal small subunit assembly
Cellular component (GO): cytosolic small ribosomal subunit; ribosome
Molecular function (GO): RNA binding; structural constituent of ribosome
Source: RefSeq, a predicted model, not a curated record